AAGUCCACUCUCAUCGUCUUCGUCUUCAUCUUCUACUUGUGUUCAAAUUUAAAAUCAAGAUUGGGAAUUUGGGAAUGAAAGGGUACGACGAGAUGGAGGACAAUCGUGUCAUGCGGAACCAGAAGGCGGGGGUCUUUGAUAUCAUUAAACAAGCUUCAACAAUCUUUUCCAAAAAUUUCAUCAUCUUCAUCUUUCUGACUUUCCUCCCCCUCUUCUUCUUCAUGGCUUACUAUGAAAUUUCCCUUCAAAGAACUCUGGUCGACGCCUCAAAUAUUCUAAAGCUUCGUUCUGGUCCUUACUCUUACUCUGAUCGGUCGAUACUUCCUGCUAUACCCGUGAAAUCAACAAAAGAUUUUCAUCAUGAAUUGGUUCGACUGGGUUUGCUUUAUCUGGUGCCCCGUCAUCUCCUUGAGCUUUGUGCCAUAAUUGCGACCGUUGAUUUGGCAUCAAAGAUACAUGUAGAAGAGAGAGUAACGACGACUCUCAAGGAGAUGAUGCAUAGACCCAUUUACGGAGCAAGGAUGAGAGGCACUUUUAUCACAUCCUUGUACGUUCUCUCCUUUUCAACUUGUGCCCUUUCCGGAUUGAUAUUCUUAGUAACAAGCUACUUUGCUUUUUGGAGACGAUCAAUGUUCUUAGGGUUUUUUCUAGUGUUUUAUGGGCCGAUUUUUGUGGCAAUGCUGGCGAAAUACUUGGAGUGGAGUGGUGUGUGGAACAUGAGCAUUGUCAUUUCAGUGUUGGAGGGGACCUACGGGACUGAAGCCUUGUUGCAUUCUGCUUAUUUUAGCAGAGGUAGUGAGCGGCGUGGGCAGCUUUUGAUGCUUGUUUUCUUUGUUUGGGGACAGGGUUUAAGAAUGUCGUCCCUCUACUUUGGAUGGUAUGAAGGAGGGAGCUGGGGAAUUGCUGCACAAGUUGGGUUGUGGUGCUUGGGGAAUGUGCUCAAAUGGGUGGUCUUCAUGCUAUAUUUCUACGAUUGCAAGACGCGGACUUUAGAGAAGAAAGUUGAUGUGGAACUUGGAAGAGUUACCAAAGCUGUUGAUGUCCGCAAAGACACAGAGACAGAGUAGUUGAAACUACGAUUCCAGUCUUUGCUGUCAUUUAUUUGUCUUGCCUAUGUGAUUGUCGUUAAGAAACUCAUUAGCUUUUAUCAUUUAUGGUACGUUGUUGCAUCUCUUUGUUGGGAAAAUGAAUGAAAUGGCUUACUUUUUGGUGUA
Alnus glutinosa is the source of this 1214-nucleotide messenger RNA. RefSeq lists its product as uncharacterized. The transcript has a single exon. Bases 75 to 1067 code for a protein of 330 amino acids. The record is from RefSeq and is a predicted model, not a curated record. Lineage: Eukaryota; Viridiplantae; Streptophyta; Magnoliopsida; Fagales; Betulaceae.